UUCACAUAGAGGAAAACAGAGAGAUCGUGUGAAAACGUAUCAUAUUCGAUGGCAGACCCUAAUUUCUCGACUGGAGAGCCAUCUUCUGUGAAAUCUCCUAAUUUCUCGAUUGGAGAAACAACAUCCGAUUUGGAUUUGUUUGGUAAACGAAAAAGAGGAAAUGAUAUUAAGGAAAUCGAUUCCGGCAUGGCGAAGGAGGCUAAGAAAACGAAGGAGGUUUUGGAAUUCACAGAUUUCUUUGGUCUAUUGAGUAUCUACAAAAAAAAGAUGAUCUUCGAAAAGGAAGAUUUCGAUCCUAUGGUAGAUUAUGUCGCAAGUGAUGACGACGAGGAAGAUAUAAACGAUAUGAAAGAACAUCCUUACGACCGCGAGGCUGUUCUAAAAUACAUAAGCCAAGUCCGCAAUAGCGGUGGUUUUGAUGUGGAUGUGCAUAUUCCUGGUUGGUUACAUGCGGGCUUGGUUAAUUUCUUCCCUAAUAUGAUGUCUUACCCCAACCAACGUGAUUUUAUCUACAAGCUAGCACAGGUUGCGAUUGAUGAAAUCAAGAAAAGCAAAAGUUUUGAGCUUGUGGAAGUUGUGAAAGCGGUCAGCUCAAACCCGUGCUAUGGCCUAGUGUAUUUGACUCUGGCUGUGAAAAAAGAUGGAGGGGAGGGAGAAGAAGCUGCUACUAUACAAGCAAUCGUCAACUGUCACUGGGACAGCCCUUUGGAACUCAAGGAGUGGAGGGUUAAACCAGAGGUGGAGGCUUGAUUGUUCCACUCUCUACUAUGUCUGAUAUUAGAUAUGUUUAUCAGAAUGAAUAUAUCAUGCAUGAACCCAUCAUCAGCUUUCACCCUAUCUAAAAUAGUUUUGUUUAUGUUCAAAUUCUGCUACUAUGUGUUUGUCCACUAAUGCUAGUUGUGUUGUCUAAUUGCUCAUAAUCUGUAUGAAAUCGUUCACUGAAUUAAAAUGUAUGUCAUAUAUUUCCUUCUUA
Molecule: messenger RNA, 973 nt
Organism: Salvia splendens (bonfire salvia)
Lineage: Eukaryota; Viridiplantae; Streptophyta; Magnoliopsida; Lamiales; Lamiaceae
Exons: 3
Coding region: 49-750 (233 amino acids)
Source: RefSeq, a predicted model, not a curated record